Messenger RNA from Rotaria sp. Silwood2, 2899 nucleotides. The record is from the annotation of a GenBank genome assembly. Lineage: Eukaryota; Metazoa; Rotifera; Eurotatoria; Philodinida; Philodinidae.
AUGAAGAUAAAAUUCGCUUCCAAGUGCUUCAUCCUUAUACAACUUCUGUUGUUUUCUAUACGAUGUAUAUCGAAAACAGAAACAACAGUAGAACUCAGUUGGCCAGUAAGUUCGUCCGUUGUCAAACUACUUGGCUUUUUUCCUCGACAAGCAGAUGAAGAAUCCAAAAAUGAUAUGUGGACCAUUCAUUGUCGUUCAAUGUUUAGAGCAGCUAUUGUAUUGUCUCAACAAUACAAUAUAACAUUUCAAGGACAAUUUCUUACCUAUGAAGAAAUAAUAACAGAUGAUGAUAUUAUGGUUACAGUUGAUCAGACAUGUCAAAAAGUAUUAGCAUCUAACAUAGUUGGAUUCAUUGGUCCAGCAUAUUCAAGUGAAGCACGAUAUCUUGCAUCAUUUGCAUAUCGAUUAGGAAUACUAAGUGUCUCAUAUUCAGCCACAAGUCCUGAUUUAUCAACCAUUGACAAUGGAGCAUUUUAUCGUGUAGUUCCAUCAGAUGAAAAUACUGCGUUAAGUCUAACAAUAUUAUUUAAACAAUACAAAUGGAAAUCAUGUAUAAUUAUAUAUGAAAAUGAUGAAUAUGGUUAUAAUGGCAUGAAAUUAUUGAGUCAAGAGUUUAGUGCAAUGAAUAUUAAAACUUUAGAGAAAAUCAAAUUUGACAUCAAACAACAAAAUUUUGAAAUUGAUUUUAAAAAGACAUUACUUGAUAGUUCAUCACGUAUUGUAAUUGUAUGGGCUAAUGAAAAGUCAACAAUAACAAUAUUGGAAAAAGCAAUUGAAGAAAAUUUAAUAGGUCCAUAUUUUGUUUGGAUAUUAACAACAACAAUAGCAUUGGAUUAUUUCAAUCAAAGACAAAAGGAAGAACUAAUUGGAAUUCUUACUAUUGAACCAGUUAAAGGAGAUUUUGUUGAUGUAUUAAUAAAUGAAAAAUUGUUAAAUCAGGCAUAUCAAAUAUGGAAAGAUUAUGAACUAGAUACAUUUCCUGGUGAGAACAAUGUGAGUAGUUAUGGAUUAUUUACGUUUGAUGCAACAUGGUCAUUAAUAUUAUCGUUACAACAGCUUUGUUCAAUGCAAUCAUUAUGUUUAGAAUUUACAAAUGUUUCGAAUUGUUAUAAUCGUCAAUUUUUUAAUUCAAAACAGUAUUAUAAUAUUAUGAGAACCAUGAAAUUUUUAGGUGUAUCUGGUCAAGUGACAUUUUCUAAUGAAACGACAGAUCGUGUUGCUGAUGUAUAUUAUAUUAUUAAAAAUAUACAACCUUUAAAUAUAGAACAAAAGAAUAUUGAUUAUUUACCUGUAUUAAAAUGGCACAUUGGUUCAACGAAUUGGACAUAUUAUAAAGAUAAAUCUGAUGAUAUUAUAUGGCCAAAUCUAUCAAAAAAUAUUCCAGUAGAUCACAAAUUAAUCCAAGAUCGAAUGAGUUUUCGUCCUGUUAUUAUAAUUGCUAAACCAACUAUACAAUACAAUGAAUUAGUUGAUGGAGUAGCAAAUCGUUUAUUUGAUACUGUCAUGACUACUAUAGCUAUAAAUGCAAAACGAAGUAAAAUAGUUGAUUUUUCUGCAGCUAUUUUUCCUCGUUCUUAUAGAAUUGUUACAAGAAAACCAAAAUCUAGUCAAUUAAAUUUUCUUUUUUUCUUAAAACCAUUUUCAUGGACACUCUGGCUACUUAUAUUGGGUACAGUAUUUUAUGCUAGUAUAUUAAUAUGGUUUUUUCAGCCAAAAAACGCUGACACGCAGGGUAAUGAUAAAGAAUAUUUAACAAUAGAACAAAGUAUUAGUUAUACAAUCUGUAUUAUACUUGGUAAAGGUCCUUUUUUCAAUGUAUCCACACGUGCUGGACGAUUUCUUACAUAUGGUUUACAUGCUUUACAAAUAAUAUUACUAGCAAUAUAUACAGCUAGUUUACUCGCAUCUAUAAUAAUUGAAAACUUUAAACCUACUAUAUCAGGAAUAGAUGAUAUAAGAAAUGGUAAAAUAUUACCAAAUCGAAUAGGAAUUCUGGUUGGUUCGCAAGCAGAGGAGUAUUAUUUAAAUUCUAUAUCACAAGAUAAAAAAGAUUAUUAUCCAUUAAAGACAGCGAAUGAAGUUUAUACAAGUUUAAUCGACGGUGAUAUUGAUGUUGCUAUAUGGAGUAAUGGAUCGACUGAAUAUCAUGUAAACAAUAUAUAUUGUGAUUUAAUGACUGUGGGUGUUGAAUUUGCUCAUGGCUCAUAUCAAAUACCAGUAAGACAAGAUUGGGUAUAUAAAACAGAUUUAGAUUUUAAUAUAUUGUCGUUAAUUGAAUCAGAAGAACUUGAUCGAAUAUCAGCAAAAUGGUUUGGACAACGUACCUGUAGUAAAACAAAUUUAUUUGAACCAAAGAUAAUUACAGUACAAAUAAUGGGCGGAUUAUUUAUUACAUUUCUUAUUAUCAGUAUUAUAUCCAUUUUAAUACAUUUUUGGUCAGGAACGGGUUGGUUAAAAAGAAUCAUAACCGAUAUCAUACACCGAAGAGAUGACAUAAAUAGAGAAGUGAUUGCAGAUAAUAUUGAAAUCGAAAACUAGGACAACGCAUUGCGAAAGAUGCUUAUUAAAUCUUAUCAAUUGCUAGUGAUUUAAAGAAUCGUCAAAAAGAAAUAUGCAUAUCAUACCUAUAUCUUUGUUAGCAUACUUCAAAGAGAAAACCAAUAAAAAGGAGAAAAAGAGAAGAGAAAAGCUAUCACAGUUAUUUAACUAUUAUCUUGAUGAGAUCCGAGUGAGGGUAUGAUUUUUAAAUAAACUCAACAAAUUUAAUAACAAUCAGAUAUAUAUUAAUAAGUAUGUCCUGUCGAAAGUAAUCCAUUUUAGUUUCUUCAAAAUUUGCUCAUGGCUCAUAUCAAAUACCAGUAAGACGAGAUUGGGUAUAUAAAGAAGAUUUAGAUUUUAA